This is a messenger RNA of Meloidogyne enterolobii, 1027 nucleotides long. Lineage: Eukaryota; Metazoa; Nematoda; Chromadorea; Rhabditida; Meloidogynidae. The record is from the annotation of a GenBank genome assembly.
AUGUCAAAAUUUUUGACUGUGACAUUAAAAAGGAAGACGUUUAGUCAGGGCCGCGCUUUUGCCUUUGUUCUGUAUUUAAACACUGAUUGGGCAGUAGAAGAUGGAGGCGAUCUUUGUCUUUAUAAUUGUGAUCAAACUACAAAAUUUCCUGAAAAGAUAAUCAAAAGAAUUAGACCUAUAGAGAAUAGUUUCAGCCUUUUCCGUGUCCAAAACAAUUCCUGGCAUUCUGUCUCUGAAGUAUUAAGUGAAGGAAAAGAACGUUUAUCACUCAAUGGAUGGUUUCAUUACCCUGAAGAUGUGGAAGUUUUGUUUGUUGGGGAUUCUCCUGUUCAAGAAGAGCCUAUUUUACGUACUAAACCUUCUAUGGAUACAACGCUCUCUGAAGUAACAUCUUGGUUAAAUAACAAUUAUGUAAGUCCUGGCCAACACAAAAAUAUUAAACGAAUAUUUGCACACAAAUCACAACUUUCUCUUCGACAUUUUCUCAAUACAGACAAAUACAAUUCUGCUUUACAAGAAUUAGAAACAGCUUCAUUUACUUGUAUUGGCCCUCCAAAUAAAAAAAAUGUUUGGAGACUUGUAGAAUCUCAACUUGAAGAAAAUUCUCAUUUAAAAAGUUUAUUACGUGUUUUUCGUUCAGAAGCAAUUACUUUACUUUUAACACAAUGGACAGGUUUACAUUUACACGAAAUUAGAAAAGGAGGAGCAAUAAAUGAAGGGAAUAAUGGAGAAGGAGAAGGAGAUGAGGUGACAACAACUACAAGUGAUAAUGGACCGCCUUUAAAGAAGCCAAAAAUAAAUUCGAAAGAAGAAAUUAAUAGAGGUUUAGUUAAAGUUUUUUUUUGUAUAAAUAUUUUUGGGGAAAUUUAUUUAAAAUUUUAAAUUAUUUGGAAUUGGGAGUCCGGAAUUGAGAGUCCGUCAAUAUUCGUUUUUGAAAAAUCGUGUCUUUUAACUUCCAUUUUAUUUUUGGAUCCACAGCCCUCAGAUGUACGAAAUUACGUAAUUUACACAUUCUUAUUGUUAGUUG